This is a messenger RNA of Dendronephthya gigantea, 1279 nucleotides long. Its product is annotated as bifunctional TH2 protein, mitochondrial-like. The record is from RefSeq and is a predicted model, not a curated record. NCBI's taxonomy places the organism in Eukaryota, Metazoa, Cnidaria, Anthozoa, Malacalcyonacea, Nephtheidae. The transcript has a single exon. Gene Ontology annotation, cellular component: cytosol. The coding region runs from base 137 to 1114 and encodes 325 amino acids.
CAGAAGACAUUCAAAAUGGCGCCACGUUUUUGCAAAACUAACAAUUUUAAAAGCACACAUCUAUAAUUUUAUUCACGAAUUAGGAAUAAAUGAUACGUUUAAAUAAACGAUCAAAUUACCAAGAGUUUUUCUAGCUAUGCUCAACCGGUAUUUCUACAUCCAAUUGGUGUUUUUCUGCAGUCUUAUUUCAACCAUGAGUGAAGGUUACACAUGUUCAGCAACAAGGGAGUCGAGUGCAAAAGAUGGCCGUUUAGAUGGAAACAUGCGAGUUAAGGUACUUGCAUUUGACUUUGAUCAAACAUGUACAACAAAAGCCGUGCUGGACAUCUACAAAGCCAGAGAGGAUUAUCCCAAUAACAAAGCUCUUCUCGACCAAAAAUGGCAAGAAAUUGAGCAAUUCUAUAGCACAACAAUUGGACUAGUUUUGAAACAAAUAAAAGGCACAAAACUGGCUGCAACUACAUUUGACGAGGCUGGUUUACGCCGUUUCUUGGCUGAAGUUAGCGUUGCGGAUGGAUCAGCAAUUGAUAAACUUAUUUCGAGUAAUUUACUUAAAGGAAUAUCCACAAAAAGACUGCGUGACUUUGCUGAAAAUGUUGAACUUCUGCCGGGAGUUUUUCGCGUAUUAGAAAGCUUCAAAAUAUUCAAUCUUCCAUUCCAUGUUAUAUCGCUGAAUUUCUCUCAAAAACUCAUUCGCUACGUCUUGAAUAGGCAUGGAACACUACCACUUGAAGUACAUGCGAAUGCUUUGCAAUUUGAGACGGGAGAAGAGCUUUCAAAUGGGGCUUUGGACAAGAAGUUUAUCUCUGCCUUUGACAAAGAAGUACAGUUGCAGAAAAUAAUAGAAAAUGCAGGCAGCAAUCCAGGGAUGACUGUUUACAUUGGCGACUCGUUCACGGAUUUGCUUGCGCUUCUGAAGGCAGAUAUUGGUGUAGUUAUUGGGAAAAGUAAAAGCCUUCGUGCAGUUUGCAACGAUUUUGGCAUAGUCUUGGUACCUUUGCAAGAACGGAAAAAUGGGAUGUUUGAAAAUGAAGAAAAGAAAGUAUUGUUUUCCGUAGACACGUGGGAUGAAAUCCAAAACUUUAUGUUUACUAAGUUUAAAUGUGGAAAGUAACGAAUUGUUUUGUAGAAACAAAUCUAUACUAUAGCAUUUAAAAAAUAAGUGAAAUUAGUGGUAUAUAUAUAUCAUUGUUGAUACAACAAAACAGUAAUAGUUCAUAUAAUAACAAAGACUUUGGUUUUGCAUGCAAAAUAAUUUUGGGGAUAUUUCAGAUACUUA